AUGGCCCCUAUGUACAUCUUGGCAACUCAGAUUUCUCCAAUGAGAACGACGUGCGCAUUGAAGUUGAGAUGCAUACGUACUUACGAGGUUCGGGAACGGAGGUCCAGUGAAGUUGUGAAGUGUCGUGAGUGUGUCUUCCAUGAUAUUGAGGGUAAUGUGUUACAUGCUCACAUACCACGCGAGCAUGUGGUUAAAUUUCAAAACCAGUUCGUGGAAGGAAAAGUGCAUAUGUUUCGUCUCAAAAGCUUUAAAGAUUUGAAAGCUGCUGACCAGGUUGAUGAAAAGGAACUCAUUGAUGUCAUUGGAAGGGUUGUUGAAAUUUAUUCACCUAUAGAAAAGGUGAUUGGUGGAAGACCUUCUAGGUUAAUUGAUUUCCUAAUAGAGGAUGCCAAUGGUGAUGAAAUGAAGUGCACUGUUUGGGACGACCAUGUGGAUAAGGUCGACUCUUGUUUAUUUUUAAAAGCUGGGGAAACUAAAAUCUCAAGCUCCUACGAUGCAACUCAAAUAUUUAUCAAUGAAGACAUUCCUGAAAUCCAUGAAUUUAGGGAGAGAAUAUGUGGUGAGAAGACUCCAUUGCGUAGUAUUUGUUCUAUGACAAGCCUGUCUACUGCAAAUACUCUUGACACAUUCAACAUUAGUUCUAUGAUUAUGAGUACCAUUACUGAUGUCUAUGACAAGAAACAGGGCUUAUACGACUACUACAAGUGUAAUAGGACAUGGGCUGAAGGAACCUUAAGAUAUAGGAUUAAGGUGAGGGUUGUUGAUAUGAAUGGUAAUGCACCAUUCCUAAUCUGGGACCGUGAGUGCAGGGAGUUGAUAGGUAUGUCGACUGCAGAUCUGAGAGAUAAAUAUCCACAGGAUAACCAACUACUACCCAAUGAGAUUUUGUCCUUGUGUUCCAUGACACUAAUCUGGAAGAUUGAUGUGAGGAAAGAACAGUUUGAUAACCUUCAUAAUGCAUUUGCUGUUAUGAAGAUAAUUAAUGACACCAAAUUGAUUGAUUCAUACUGUCCGGAAUUACUUGACAACUUUGACAAUGAUCCAACUUCUAAGCUUGAAUCAAAUGACUGCUUUGAAUCAGAUGAGGAAUUUCUUUCUAAAGGUGAGGCUGAAAGUCCACUAGCUAUUAAUGCAACUGGAAAGGAUGUUGUGGACCUAGACUCUGGAGUGGUUAAGCGCUGUCUUUUAGAUGAAUUUUCAUCCACCAAGAACACAGCAAAGAAAAUGCUUUUGGAGGUCAAGCUGGAGAAGACAACUGAGGAUACCGUUUAA
Molecule: messenger RNA, 1272 nt
Organism: Ipomoea triloba (trilobed morning glory)
Lineage: Eukaryota; Viridiplantae; Streptophyta; Magnoliopsida; Solanales; Convolvulaceae
Exons: 10
Coding region: 1-1272 (423 amino acids)
Source: RefSeq, a predicted model, not a curated record